Molecule: messenger RNA, 10680 nt
Organism: Terrapene triunguis (Three-toed box turtle)
Lineage: Eukaryota; Metazoa; Chordata; Testudines; Emydidae
Gene: COL12A1
Product: collagen type XII alpha 1 chain
Molecular function (GO): protein binding
Source: RefSeq, a predicted model, not a curated record
CUUCCCACUCGGAGAAGGCAAGUCUUCCCAGGCGCACCCCUCACGUUGGGAGCUACAGCAAUCCAGACGUCUUGGUCAUUGCCGCUGCUUCUGCUCCUCCUCCUCUGCUCCUGCUACUUGCUGUUCCCUCCACAAGAUCCAUUCAUGUUGUUGUGAUCCCAAAGGGCAGACAUGAAGAUCAGGCUGUCUUCAGCAAUUGCUGCUCUAUGCGCAGCUCUCCUCCUGUCUUCGACAGAGGCUGAAGUUAAUCCACCGUCAGACUUGAAUUUUACAAUUAUAGAUGAACAUACUGUUAGAAUGUCAUGGACAAGACCACCUGAUGCAAUAGAGGGGUACAGGAUAACAGUGGUCCCUACGACUGAUGGACCUACUAAAGAAUUUACCCUUGCACCUAGUGUUACCCAUACUAUAUUGUCAGAUCUUACACCUGAUACAGAAUAUGUUGUGACAAUAGCUUCAUAUGAUGACAGAGAAGAGAGUCUACCUGUCUUUGGCCAACUUACAAUUCAGACAGGUGUUGCAGUGAGUCCAGAGGACAAGAAGCCCGAGCAGAGUCACAUAAAAAAAUGUUCCGUCAGUGCACUGACAGAUUUAGUUUUUCUUGUGGAUGGCUCGUGGAGUGUUGGGAGAAGUAACUUCAGAUAUAUUUUGGACUUCAUGGACAUUCUUGUAUCGGCUUUUGACAUUGGGGAAGAAAAGACACGAAUUGGAGUUGUUCAGUACAGUACUGAUACAAGAACUGAGUUCAACUUAAAUCAGUAUUUCAGAACGAAUGAUCUUCUUAAUGCAAUUAAAAAAAUACCUUACAAAGGUGGCAAUACAAUGACAGGUGAAGCUAUUGAUUAUCUGAUUAGGAAUGCAUUCACUGAAUCUGCUGGAGCAAGAAAAGGCAUUCCUAAAGUAGCAAUUAUCAUUACGGAUGGAAAAUCUCAAGAUGAAGUUGAAAUUCCUGCAAGAGAGCUUCGCAACGUAGGAGUUGAAGUCUUCUCCUUGGGAAUCAAAGCAGCAGAUGCAAAAGAACUGAAACUUAUGGCAUCUCAGCCAUCCUUGAAGCAUGUUUUUAACGUGGCAAAUUUUGAUGGAAUAGUGGAUAUACAGAAUGAAAUAAUCUCACAAGUGUGCUCAGGUGUUGAUGAACAGCUGAGUGAAUUGGUUAGUGGAGAAGAAGCUGUGGAGCCUCCUUCAAACCUAGUGGCCACCCAAAUCUCAUCAAAAUCUAUUAGAGUGACUUGGGAUCCAUCUGCUAGUCAAAUAACAGGCUACAGAGUGCAAUUCUUUCCAAUGAUAGCAGGCGCCAAACAACAUGUGCUGAGUGUUGGUCCUCAAACUACUGCUUUAAAUGUAAGAGAUCUUUCUCCAGAAACAGAGUACCAGAUUAGUAUAUAUGCAAUGAAAGGAAUGGCAGCCAGUGAGCCAAUUACAAUAAUGGAAAAAACACAACCAGUCAAAGUUCAAGUGGAAUGCUCCCGUGGUGUGGAUGUAAAAGCUGAUAUUGUGCUUUUAGUGGAUGGCUCCUACAGCAUUGGUAUCGCCAAUUUUGUUAAAGUAAGAGCCUUUUUGGAAGUGUUAGUUAAAAGCUUUGAGAUUUCACCUCAAAAAGUACAAAUAAGUCUUGUCCAGUACAGCAGGGAUCCCUAUACGGAGUUUUAUUUGAACAGAUACAACAAAAUUGAAGAUAUAAUUCAGGCUAUUAACACCUUCCCCUACAGAGGUGGAUCUACAAACACAGGCAAAGCGAUGACCUAUGUGAGGGAGAAAGUAUUUGUUAUCAACAGAGGAUCAAGACCAAAUGUACCAAGGGUCAUGAUUCUUAUUACUGAUGGAAAAUCGUCAGAUGCCUUUAAAGAGCCAGCCAUAAAAUUGAGGGAAUCAGAUGUAGAGAUAUUUGCAGUUGGUGUUAAGGAUGCAGUACGUACAGAAUUGGAAGCAAUUGCUUCACUGCCUGCUGAAACCCAUGUGUACACAGUGGAAGAUUUUGAUGCUUUCCAAAGAAUAUCAUUUGAACUUACACAGUCUGUCUGCCUACGAAUUGAGCAGGAACUGGCCGCUAUAAGGAAGAAAAGUUAUUUACCUGCCCGUAAUUUGGCCUUUUCUGAGGUAACGUCCAACAGUUUCAAAGUGAAUUGGUCUCCAGCUGGAUCUGAGGUUUUGUCCUAUCUUAUUAAAUAUAAAGUAGCUGCUGGUGGAGAAGAAUUCCUUGUUUCAGUGCCAGCUUCAAGCACUAGCUCAGUUCUCACCCAUUUACUCCCUGAAACUCUUUAUUCAGUCAGUGUGAUUGCAGAGUAUGAAGAUGGUGAUGGCCCUUCCUUGGAUGGGGAAGAAACGACUUUAGAAGUUAAAGGGGCUCCUCGAAACUUAAUGAUAACAGAUGAAACUACUGAUAGCUUUAAGGUUGGCUGGACGCCAGCUCCAGGAAAUGUUCUGAGGUAUAGGGUUGCAUACAGGCCAGUGACUGGAAGAGAGAGAAAACAAGUAACUGUCCCAGCAAAUGAAAGAUCAACUACGCUACUGAACUUGACUCCCGAUACAAGAUAUGAAGUUUAUGUUAUUCCUGAGUAUCAGUCUGGGCCUGGAAAUUCACUGAAUGGAUAUGCAAAAACUGAAGAAGUCCUAGGGACUCCAAGAAAUUUGAGAGUUUCUGAUGCUACAACAUCCACAAUGAAGUUAUCUUGGAGUGCAGCACCUGGAAAAGUACAGCGAUAUCUUGUAACAUAUACUCCAGUGGCUGGAGGUGAAACCAAGGAGGUAACAAUAAGGGGUGAUACUACCACUACAGUGCUGAGAGAUUUAGAACACGGCACCAGAUAUGCACUAUCCGUGACUGCCUUAUAUGCAUCUGGAGCAGGGGACGCCCUCCCUGGGCAAGGAGAAACACUUGAAGCCCGAGGAAGUCCAAGAAAUCUGAGAGUUUCUGAUGCUACAACAUCCACAAUGAAGUUAUCUUGGAGUGCAGCACCUGGCAAAGUAGAGUGGUACCGUAUAACGUAUACUCCAGUGGCUGGAGGUGAAGCCAAGGAGGUAACCAUAAGGGGUGAUACUACCACUACAGUGCUGAGAGAUUUAGAACAAGGCACCAGAUAUGCACUGUCCGUGACUGCCUUGUAUGCAUCUGGACCAGGAGAUGCCCUCCCUGGGCAAGGAGAAACACUUGAAGACCGUGGCUCACCUCGUGAUUUGGUUAUUAGAGACAUAACUGACACUACAAUGGGACUAUCUUGGACAGCAGCUCCAGGAGCAGUUCGUCGUUAUAGAAUAGUAUGGAAAUCGCUUUAUGAUGGUCAGACUGGGGAGAGCACAGUUCCUGGAAAUGUAAUAAAUACUGAGCUGGAAAAUUUACAGCCAGAGACUAAAUAUAAGAUUUCAGUCAUUGCUUCUUAUAACAGUGGAGACGGAGCUCCUCUAGAAGGAGAGGCUACUACUGAAGUGUCACCAAAUGCCAGGAGGGUGAGAGUAGAUGAAGAGACGGAGAAUUCAAUGAGAAUUACAUGGCAGCCUGCACCUGGGAAAGUUGUGAGCUAUCGUGUAGUUUACCGACCAGUCAGUGGAGGAAGGCAGGUGGUUGCAAAAGUACCAGCUACUUCCACAACUACAGUGUUAAAACGACUUCAGCCUCUAACCAAAUACAACAUCUCUGUUAUUCCAAUGUAUAAAUCUGGGGAAGGAAAACACAGGCAAGGAGAAGGAACAACAGCCUCUCCUUAUAAACCACCCAGAAACAUGAAAACUUCUGAUUCCACUAUGUCAAGUUUCAGAGUAACUUGGGAGCCAGCCCCUGGGGAAGUGAGAGGUUACAAAAUAACUUUCCAUCCAACAGGAGAAGAUAGACUUGGAGAACUAAUUGUUGGGCCAUAUGACAAUACAGUUGUAUUGGAGGAGCUUAGGGCAGGCACUACCUAUAAGGUAAAUGUUUUUGGAAUGUUUGAAGGAGGGGAGAGUGCACCACUGGUUGGCCAAGAAAUGACCACCCUUUCAGAUGCUACUGUGAUGCCAUUCUUAGCCGGAGGCUUGGAGUGUAUUACCACAGCAGAAGCUGAUAUUGUGCUGCUGGUGGAUGGCUCAUGGAGUAUCGGGAGACCAAAUUUUAAAACAGUCAGGAACUUCAUUGCUCGUAUUGUUGAAGUCUUUGAUAUUGGUCGUGACAAAGUGCAGAUUGCUCUUGCUCAGUAUAGUGGAGAUCCCAGAACAGAAUGGCACCUAAAUACUUACAGUUCCAAACAGAGUUUACUAGAUGCUGUGGCCAACUUACCAUACAAAGGAGGCAAUACACUAACAGGAAUGGCUUUGAGUUUCAUCCUAAAAGACAAUUUCAAACCAGAAGUCGGAUUGAGGCCUAAAGCUCACAAAAUCGGUGUCCUCAUCACUGAUGGCAAAUCACAAGACGAUAUAGUGGCUCCUUCAAAGAGACUCAGGGAUGAGGGAGUGGAACUUUUUGCGAUUGGUAUUAAGAAUGCGGAUGAAAAUGAGUUGAAGCAGAUUGCAACAGAUCCAGAUGAUACCCAUGCUUACAACGUUGCUGAUUUCUCCUUCCUCGUUAAUAUUGUUGAUGACUUAACGAUUAAUCUGUGUAAUAGUGUAAAAGGCCCAGGUGGUUUGUCAUCUCCCUCCAAUCUGGUGACUUCUGAGGUGACACCUCGUUCUUUCAGAGUGACGUGGACUGCACCUGUUGAGAGCGUGGAUAGAUACAGGGUUGAAUACUACCCUGUUUCUGGAGGCCCACCUCAGCAGUUUUAUGUAAAUCGAGCGGAAACUACUACAGUUCUGAGAAACCUGAAACCUGAAACAGAAUAUGUUGUUAAAGUGUUCUCUGUGGUAGAAGAUGAAAGCAGUGAACCUCUAAGUGGCUCAGAAACAACUUUGCCAAUCCCUACAAUCAGAAACCUGAAUGCUUAUGAUAUUGGAUCGACUUCCAUGAGAGUGAGAUGGGAACCUCUCAGGGGAGCUACUGGUUAUCGGUUAUUGUAUGAACCUCUCAAUGCCACAAUACCAGCUGUAGAAAAAGAGAUGCGCGUUGGGUCAUCGGUGAAUGAUGUUCAGCUGGUAGACCUCAUCCCCAAUACUGCCUACACUUUAACUAUUCAUGCAGAGUUUGGUGAUCUCAGCAGUGACCCACUCACCACUCAGGAAGUGACAUUACCUUUAGCUGGAGCCAAAAGCUUGAGGGUUAGAGACAUUACUCACAGCAGCAUGAAUGUUAUUUGGGAUCCUGCCCCAGGAAAAGUCCGCAGAUACCUAUUGAGAUACAAAACAACUUUGGGAGAUGAACCAAAAGAGGUGGAAGUUGAUAAAUCAAAAACGAGCACAGUUCUUUCUAGUCUUCUCUCACAAACUCUGUAUGAUCUACAACUCGUUGCAGUAUAUGACGAAGGAGAAUCUAUACCAGUAGCUGCUAAAGCUACCACUUUGCCUGUACCAGCACCAGUCAAUCUCAGACUCACAGAAGUAACAAAGCAAAGUUUCAGAGGCACUUGGGACCAUGGAGCUCCAGAUGUGGCUCUCUAUAGAAUCACCUGGGGACCCUAUGGUGGAACAGAAAAGCAGGAGACCAUCCUAAAUGGUGAUGAAAAUUCUCUGGUUUUUGAAAAUCUGAACCCAGACACCCUAUAUGAUGUCUCAGUUACUGCCAUCUAUCCUGAUGAAUCCGAAAGUGAUGACUUGAUUGGCAGUGAGCGGACAUUACCUGCAAUACGUCCAACAACACAAGCACCAAAGAGCGGUCCACGAAACCUUCAGGUGUACAAUGCGACUUCCAAUAGCCUGACUGUAAAGUGGGAUCCAGCCAGUGGCCGAGUGCAGAGAUACAGGAUCACUUACCAGCGUACAACUGGGGAUGGCGCUGAACAAUCGACCAUGGUAGGGGGGAGGCAGAACAGUGUAGUGCUACAGAAGCUGCAGCCCGACACACCAUACACUAUUACUGUAUCAUCUAUGUAUGCGGAUGGGGAAGGAGGACGGAUGACAGGCAGGGGCAAGACCAAGCCACUCAACACAGUAAAGAACCUCCGGGUGUAUGAUCCAACCACCAGCACACUGAGUGUACGAUGGGAUCAUGCUGAAGGAAGUCCUCGCCAGUAUAAAGUAUAUUAUGUGCCAACAACAGGCGGUGCAGAGGAAAUGACAACAGUACCAGGGAACACAAAUUAUAUCAUCCUGAGAUCUCUCCAGCCUGACACACCUUACAAAAUAACUGUGGUUCCAGUUUACCCGGAAGGGGAUGGUGGACGUGUAUCUGACACUGGGAGAACUUUGGUGAGAGGAGCGGCAAGAAACAUACAAGUUUACAACCCAACAUCGAACACCUUGAAUGUCCGAUGGGAACCUGCACCGGGUCCAGUACAACAGUAUAGAGUUGUCUACGCUCCGCUGGUUGGCCCAAGGCCAUCAGAGUCUAUUGUGGUCCCAGCGAACACUCGCGAUGUUGUGCUGGAGCGCCUGACCCCUGACACUCCUUACUCUGUGAACGUUGUGGCUCUGUAUGCCGAUGGAGAGGGAAAUCAAAGCUCUGGGCAGGGGAGAACAAUACCUCGCAGUGGGCCAAGGAACUUGAAGGUGUUUGAUCCAACAACAAACAGCCUGUCUGUACAAUGGGACCAUGCUGACGGGCCAGUUCAGCAAUACAGAAUAAUUUAUUCACCCACCGUUGGAGACCCCAUAGAUGAAUAUACAACAGUACCCGGAAGAAGAAAUAAUGUGAUAUUACAGCCACUGCAGUCAGACACGCCAUAUAAAAUUACUGUUGUGGCUGUGUAUGAUGAUGGAGACGGUGGACAGCUGACAGGAAAUGGACGAACUGUUGGGUUGCUUCCUCCUCAAAACAUACAUAUUUCUGAUGAGUGGUAUACACGAUUCAGGGUUUCCUGGGAUCCCUCACCAUCUCCUGUUCUUGGGUACAAACUUGCGUAUAAACCUGUAGGUUCUGAUGAGCCGCCAAUGGAGGUGUUUGUUGGGGAAGUGACUUCAUACACAUUGCACAACCUGUCUCCUAGUACUAUCUAUGAUGUGAACGUUUAUGCCCAAUACGAUUCUGGACUCAGCGCACCCCUGAUUGAUCAAGGCACUACAUUGUACUUGAACGUCACUGAUCUAACAAGUUACAAGGUGGGAUGGGAUACCUUCUGUAUCCGAUGGUCACCUCACCGGUCAGCGUCUUCCUACAGAUUAAAGCUAAACCCAGCUGAUGGAUCCCGAGGACAAGAAAUUACAGUACGUGGGACAGAAACCAGCCACUGUUUCACUGGCCUUUCACCAGACACCGAAUACAAUGCUACUGUCUUUGUUCAGACCCCGAACCUUGAGGGACCGCCCAUCUCUCUGAAAGAGCGCACAUUCAUCAAACCCACCGAAGCGCCAACUCAACCGCCUUCUCCUCCUCCACCACCCACAAUCCCACCAGCUCGGGAUGUAUGUAAAGGCGCCAAAGCAGAUAUUGUGUUCCUGACUGAUGCUUCCUGGAGUAUUGGUGAUGAUAAUUUCAACAAAGUAGUGAAAUUUGUUUUUAAUACUGUUGGAGCCUUUGACUUAAUCAACCCUGCUGGAAUUCAGGUUUCCUUUGUGCAGUACAGCGACGAUGCAAAGUCUGAGUUUAAACUGAAUACAUAUGAUGAUAAGGCCCAGGCUCUAGGAGCACUUCAGAAUAUUCGGUACAAAGGAGGAAAUACAAGAACAGGCAAAGCCCUUACAUUUAUCAAAGAAAAAGUCUUGACUUGGGAGAGUGGCAUGAGGAGAGGUGUGCCCAAGGUACUUGUUGUUGUCACAGAUGGUCGGUCGCAGGAUGAAGUUAAGAAAGCUGCAGCAAUCAUACAGCACUCUGGUUUCAGCGUCUUUGUUGUUGGUGUAGCUGAUGUGGAUUACCAUGAGCUGUCAAAGAUUGGCAGCAAACCCAGUGAACGUCAUGUAUUUAUCGUUGAUGACUUUGAUGCCUUUGAAAAGAUUGAGGAGAACCUCCUCACUUUUAUUUGUGAGACAGCUACCUCAACUUGUCCUCUCAUUUACUUGGAGGGAUACACUUCACCUGGUUUCAAGAUGUUGGAAUCAUACAACUUAACAGAGAAGCAUUUUGCCUCUGUACAAGGAGUAUCAUUGGAAUCAGGAUCCUUCCCUAGUCACGUGGCAUACAGGCUCCAUAGAAAUGCUUUCAUCAGUCAGCCUGCAUCGGAGCUUCAUCCAGAUGGAUUGCCACGUGCUUACACAAUCAUACUGCUGUUUCGCCUUCUUUCGGAAACCCCCAAUGAGCCAUUUGCAAUUUGGCAAAUUACAGAUAGGGAUUUCAAACCACAAGUCGGAGUAAUCCUUGAUCCUUCCACCAAAUUAUUGUCAUUCUUUAACAAGGAUACAAGAGGAGAAGUUCAGACAGUAACUUUUGAUGAUAAUGCAGUAAAGAAAAUCUUUUAUGGAAGCUUCCAUAAGGUUCAUAUUGUUGUAACCUCAACAAGUGUUAAGAUUUACAUUGAUUGCAGUGAAGUAAUGGAGAAACCAAUUAAGGAGUCUGGAAACAUCACAACUGAUGGCUUUGAAAUACUUGGAAAACUAUUGAAAGGUGAUCGGAAAUCAGCAACGUUUGAUAUCCAGAGUUUUGACAUAGUAUGUAAUGCAGUUUGGACUAGCCGUGAUAGAUGCUGUGAUCUUCCUUCAAUGAGGGAUGAAGCAAAAUGCCCAGCUCUUCCAAAUGCUUGUACGUGUACACAAGACAGCGUGGGACCCCCAGGACCUCCUGGACCUGCUGGUGGUCCAGGCACUAAGGGGCCUAGAGGUGAAAGGGGUUUGACUGGACCUGCCGGGCCACCUGGUCUUCCUGGUGAGGCAGGUCCACCGGGUCCUCAGGGUCCAUCAGGUCCACAAGGGAUCAAUGGACUUUCAAUUCCAGGAGAACCAGGUCGCCAAGGAAUGAAAGGUGAUGCUGGAGAACCAGGGCUACCAGGCCGAUCAGGAACCCCAGGUUUGUCUGGCCCACCUGGCCCAGUGGGACCACCAGGUGACAGGGGUUUCACAGGAAAAGAUGGUGCCACAGGACCCAGAGGCCCACCUGGAUCAGCGGGCACUCCAGGAGUUCCAGGAGUAGCAGGUCCAAGUGGAAAACCAGGGAAACCAGGAGAUCGUGGGCCACAAGGUCCACCUGGAAUGAAAGGAGAAAAAGGUGACAGAGGAGAUAUUGCUUCUCAGAACAUGAUGCGAGCUGUUGCAAGACAAGUCUGUGAACAAUUGAUAAAUGGCCAAAUGAAUCGGUUCAAUCACAUGCUGAAUCAAAUCCCGAAUGAUUACUAUGCAAACCGCAAUCAACCAGGACCUCCAGGACCACCAGGGCCUCCAGGAAGCGCUGGGGCAAGAGGAGAACCUGGACCUGGAGGAAGACCAGGGUUCCCAGGAACACCUGGUGACCAAGGACCACCUGGUGAAAGAGGACUGCCAGGAGAGAAAGGUGAAAGAGGGAUUGGAUCACAAGGACCACGAGGUUUGCCUGGACCAUCUGGUCCACCAGGAGAGUCUCGAGUUGGCCCACCAGGUUCUACAGGUUCACGAGGGCCACCUGGGCCACCGGGUCGUCCUGGAAAUGGGGGUAUUCGAGGUCCCCCAGGCCCACCUGGUUACUGUGAUUCAUCCCAGUGUUCUAGCAUCGCUUACAAUGGUCAAGGAUUCCCAGAGUCAUACGUACCUGAAAGUGGACCCUAUCAACCUGAAAGUGAGCCCUACAUAGUACCAAUGGAGUCAGAAAGGAGAGAGGAUGAAUAUGAGGACUAUGAAGUUGAAAUGCAUUCACCAGAUUACCCUGAACAAAUGUGCUGGAAAAGAUCAUUACCGAGAAAAGCAAAAACAAAACCAUAAAAGAUCUGUCUUGUUUUGUGUUUUUGGUUGUUUGUUUUUGUUUGUGCUAUGCUCACAUAUGCAGAUACAUACAGAAUGGGUGUAUCCUAUAUUCUCCAAUGCUACCUUCUCAAAUCAGAAAUGCACUCACAUCUUGUAGGAGUAUCAUGCUUAUGUGCGAAUAGCAAUGUAUGUAACUAUAGAUUUCAUUCUUGCUCUUGAAAUGCUUGUAAAAUACUUUUGCUUAAAGUGGCUGCUUAGAACUUAAUGUGUGCAUUCAGUUAUCACAAUGCUGCAUUUUCUUUAAACAAAUAAAUUUAAAAAAAAAACACAAAACACCAAAAACCAGAGCUGCUGCAAAUUUUCGAAGGGCUGUCUGCUUUAGCUCUACAGUUUUCCUCCUUUUAUUGCCUGUUUGCAGUUAAGUCACAUCACAAGUCUGCAUUGUCUAGUAAAAAGCAAACCAACUCCUUCUACAUCAUUGCCAAUUUUUUCUAUCCUUAGUUAUACCUUGCAGGGCAUAUAUUGCUCUUAUACAUCUCCUUUAACAACCACAAAUCUUAAGUAAUGUAGCUGAAAUCAUUGUAUCAACUGGAUAUCGUUUUAUAAUGCUUUAAAUCUCCUUGUAGACUCAUUAACAUUUAUGCCAAAUUGCAGUCAAUCCUGCAGAGAUGGAAUUGCAUGUUUGUGUUGUAUAUUUAGUAUGGAUUUUUUUUCAGAAUAUAAUGUUUCUUAGUUAUCAAAAGCAGUUGGAAAUUGUUUGCAAGACUAUGGAUAUAGAAUUGCUGCUUUUAUAUUUUAACUGCAAAUUGUGAAUUUCACUGCCUUAUAUUAUUUAUUUCUGAAACAAAGGAGGCAUUUUUCAAUAAAACUACUGAAAAUUUA